AUGGAAGCGGCUCUUCGAAGCAGAAAUAUGGAGGAAUUUCGAAGGGUCUUACAUGCCGCAAAGAAUAUAAUCGUCGUUGCUGGAGCAGGUCUCUCCGCUGCCUCUGGUAUUCCAACCUUUCGAGGAGCAGGAGGAAUGUGGAGAUCCUUGGAGGCGGUGUCUUUGGCAACCCCAGAAGCAUUCGACCAGAAUCCCAGUCUCGUUUGGCAGUUUUAUCAUUACCGUAGGGAGGCAGCCCUUCGUGCCCAACCAAACGCGGCACACCUCGCACUUGCAAAGAUGAUGGUUCCAAGCAUUCUAGCGCGGGUCGCUCCAGCGGCUCAAUCGUUUCAUCUGAUCACUCAAAACGUAGACGGACUCUCUACUCGAGCAAUUCAAGCUGUUGCAGAAGAACGACGAAGCGCCUUAUCUUCGCCAAGCCCUCAAGACCUCCCUAACCCCUCAUGUCUCAUCGAGAUGCACGGACGUCUGUUUGACGUACGAUGUACACAAUGUAACCACACUGUACUCGACUUCUCGAGUCCACUAUGUUCUGCAUUGCACGAAGCAGACAAAGAGCAUACCAGUGUGAUCCAGGCAGGACAAAAGGAACACGAAGUCAAAAUCCCAGUAUCGGAGUUACCCAAAUGUUCCGAAUGUGGCAGCUUGGCUCGCCCCGGCGUAGUUUGGUUCGGCGAGGAGAUUCCGCUCUUGGAGGACAUUGACAAGAUUGUGGCCGAGGCCGACUUGUGUCUAGUAGUUGGUACCUCGUCCAGGGUUUCCCCAGCCGCCAACUUUGCAAUGGAAGUUCGUGCAAACAAUAAUCGGACAGGCCGCGUUGCCGAGUUCAAUAUCGAGAGUUCAUCGAGGGGCCCUGUGGACUUUAGAUUUAUUGGGGAAUGUGAAACUGAACUCCCAGAAGCCCUCGGCCUCAAGGAUGUAGAAUGA
Serendipita indica DSM 11827 is the source of this 927-nucleotide messenger RNA. The record is from the annotation of a GenBank genome assembly. Lineage: Eukaryota; Fungi; Basidiomycota; Agaricomycetes; Sebacinales; Serendipitaceae.